Messenger RNA from Dromiciops gliroides (monito del monte), 2438 nucleotides. RefSeq names its product solute carrier family 44 member 5 (gene SLC44A5). The record is from RefSeq and is a predicted model, not a curated record. Gene Ontology annotation, biological process: transmembrane transport. Gene Ontology annotation, molecular function: transmembrane transporter activity. Gene Ontology annotation, cellular component: membrane. Bases 103 to 2238 code for a protein of 711 amino acids. NCBI's taxonomy places the organism in Eukaryota, Metazoa, Chordata, Mammalia, Microbiotheria, Microbiotheriidae. The transcript has 22 exons.
CGGGCAAGGGAGCCAGGCGUGCCGGCCCUGCGAGCUCCCGGAGCUGCAGCCAGCGGCAUCGGGAGAAGGAGGGGGCGCCCACGGGGAGCCCGGGGGACAGAGAUGAGGGUCAGGAAGAAGGAGGAGCGCUCCGGCAGCUACGGAGAACCAAGGACAUAUGACCCCGAGUUCCGAGGACCUCUUUAUAAAAGGAGCUGUACAGAUGUGGUGUGUUGUUUCAUUUUCAUCGUGGUCAUCCUUAGCUACGUUAUCUUAGGACUUGUGGCCUGGGCACAUGGAGAUGCCAAGAAAGUGGCCUACGCUACCGACAGCUACGGGCAGUUUUGUGGCCAGAAGAACACCCGAAAUGAGAAGAAGACGUUGUUGUUUUAUUUUAACACUCUGCAGUGUGCCAACCCCAUAGUGCUAACAAGGCUACAGUGCCCGACCAGGCAGUUCUGUGUCUCCAAGUGCCCAGACAGGUUUCUAACCUUCAUAGACAUGCAAAAAAAACAUCGCGCUGACAAGAGCCAGUGGCAAUACUACCAGCAGUACUGUCGGCCUGAUUUUAAUGACCCCUUAAAGCCUGCAUCAGAAGUUUUUCGGGAUGAAGAUUGCCCAUCAAUGAUUUUUCCCAGCAGAUCUUUGCUCAAGAGAUGUUUCCCUGACUUUAAUACUAUCAAUGGCAUUUUGGCACUACAAAACAAGACAACAUUCUUUGAUGGAAUCGGAAAUAUAAGAAAUGUUACCGAUCUUCGGAAAGGUGUCAAUGGUAUCAAUCUGGUCCUUACUACGAGAACAAUCGGCCUGAAAGUGUUUGAAGAUUUUGUAAGUUCUUGGCAUUGGAUUCUCACUGGUCUAGUCCUCGCCAUGAUCAGCAGCUUUCUCUUCCUGUUUUUCCUGAAAUACACUGCCGGCAUCAUCUUGUGGUUCUUUGUGUUUGGUUUGAUCUUCGUUGUAGCAAUUGGAAUAUGGGACUGUUACCACGAGUUUGAACGUCUUCACUCAAAACCUGGAACCCAAGUCUCUAUCUAUGACAUUGGCUUUCAGUCCGAUUUCAGAGUCUACUUGCAAUUGAAGCAAACCUGGUUAGCCUUUAUGAUCCUACUCUGCAUCCUGGAAGUGCUCAUUCUCCUCAUGCUUUGCUUCCUGAGAAAGAGAAUCCAAGUUGCUGUUACAUUGCUGAAGGAGGGGAGCAGGGCCAUUGGAUUUAUCCCACACUCCUUAUUUUACCCCCUAGUCACAUUCUUUCUUGUUUCAAUCUGUAUUUCCUACUGGAUCGUGACUGCAGUUUUCUUGGCUACAUCAGGGGAAGCUGUAUAUAAAGUCCUGACUGUUAAAACUAACUGCAAACAUGCAAAUGAGACCUGUGACCCGAAGACUUUCCAGUCUACCAACGUAAGCAAGGAAUGUCCCGGUGCUCACUGUAGCUUUGCUUUCUAUGGGGGGAAAUCGUUUUUCUACCAGUAUGUCGUGAUUUUCCAACUCUUCAAUGGAUUUGUCUUCCUCUGGCUGGUGAAUUUCUCCAUUGCCCUGGGUCAGUGCACCCUUGCGGGUGCCUUCGCUUCUUAUUACUGGGCCUUCCGGAAACCUCAGGACAUUCCCUUACAUCCAAUCUGUACUUCAUUUGGACGUGCCCUCCGAUAUCACACAGGCUCCCUGGCAUUUGGUUCGUUAAUUCUUUCAAUUGUCCAAACUCUUAGAGUUAUACUGGAGUACUUAGACCACAGACUUAAAGAUAAUGAAAGUCCAUAUGCUAAGUUCAUUCUAUGCUGCCUCCAGUGCUGUUUCUGGUGUUUGGAAAAAGUCCUCAAGUUUAUAAACAGAAAUGCCUACAUAAUGAUCGCGAUCUAUGGAGAAAACUUCUGCACCGCAGCUCGGGAUGCCUUCAUGCUUGUGAUGAGAAAUGUGGUGAGAGUUGCUGUGUUGGACAAAGUGACAGAAUUCAUGUUAUGGAUGGGGAAGCUGCUUAUUUCUAUUGGCAUAGGUGUCCUAGGCUUUUUCUUCUUCACGAAAAAACUCCCACUUCAAGCACCAACCCUGAAUUAUUACUGGGUGCCUCUGCUGUUGAUAGUCUUCGGAUCUUACCUCAUUGCUCAUGGGUUCUUCAGUGUCUUCGCAAUGUGUGUUGAUACCCUUUUCCUCUGCUUCUGUGAGGAUCUGGAGAGAAAUGACGGAAGCUUAGAAAGACCUUACUACAUGUCCCCUAAGCUGCUCCAGAUUCUGGGCAAGAAGCAAGCCAAGGUAAAGGAGGCCUAAGAGCUCACUCACAGGGCUACCCACUCCCAAGGAGACCUGGAGCCAGUGCACCAGCCCAGACUGAGAAAUGAUGCUUUGGAACAACAGGCAGAGUGCCUGGCUCUUCUGCCGAGGAGACAGGAACCUGGCGACAGCAGCCACUAUAGAAAGAAGUGGCUUCCUUUGAGGCUGCUGCCCAUCCUGGGGACCAAGGGGUAAAC